UACCAACUCCAGUGUGGUUAAAGCUGCCAGCCCCCUACCAAUUGGAGCAACAGUGUAUUUGUGACCAGUUGCUCGAGUUGUUGCAGUGGCAGAAUUUCAACUGACCACUGACUAGAGUUGCCAGAUUUAAGUGACCGUCAGCAGUGGCCAAAUUUCAACUGACCAGUGACUUUCCAGAGUGGCUAGAUUAUAGUGACCAGUGACAGAAUUACUGACUGACUGGUGGCUGGAGUUGGAGUAACCAUGGUUACCAAGGACUGCCUGCAUGUACGGCGGGUGUGCACUGACCGGGUAUCACUACCUGCUAUUGAUGCCCAGUAUCAAGGUAUCAACAUUGAGCAAAGAAAGCUGCAGCAGUUGAUUGGACUUUUGAAGCAGACAGAGCCGCAGAAAAAGGUACUAGACAGCAGUCCAGCGGUCAGUCAGACUGGACAGUGGCCGAGUGUUCACAGGGUGAAGGGUCAGAGCCUCCCACCAGAGACCUCCGAGCUGCAACGCUUCUGCCUACAGUACCAUGCUGAGAGGAACUUCAGCAAACAUGCUUGUCAUAAAAAGUUCCUGGAGCUGUUUACACUGCUUAUCAAGCUUCGACUUUGCAACAGUGCCUGGAUGGAGGAAUCUGUCCCGGACUCGGUUCUUCAGCUGCUGAUGUGCCUGAGGAUCAUGCUCCGGGAUCCGGUGUACCAGGCGCACUUCUUCACGCUCCGGGCUGAGGACCAGCUGUCCGGGUACAUGGAACGGGCGACCGGGACAUACCUGCAGUUUGGGGAGACUCACUGCAUGGUGGACAUACUCAAGGAAAUGACCAAUAUUUUCCAGAAGUUAUCUUCCAUUGUGGAGCAGCAGCAGAGAGUGAUUGCAUGUGGUGCCCACAGGGCAUUGGUGUUACUGCUGACGUCAGGUGAUGUUUUGCUUCUACACUGCGCUCUGGCCACGCUUGUUUGUUUAGCACAAUGCCAGAGGACCUGUGAACAGCUUGUGGACAUGAACUGUAUUGAACAGCUCCUGAUCAUUGUGCAAGGCUACGACAAUGUCUCAAAAAAGCAAGCCACGCGGUUGCUAGGCCAGCUGUGCCAAGAUGUUCGCACGGCAACGGCCCUCAAGCUUCACGAUGGUGUCCCGAUACUGCUGAGUCAGCUGGUGUCGGACAGCGCCAGUCUUCUGCACCAGGUAGUGAGGUGCAUCUGCAGCCUGUGUGUCGACUCUGAGAUCAGCAAGAACGUGAGGCAGAUGGGUGGGAUACCCCUCCUCCUGUCCAUUCUCAAUGACCGGACUUUCAUCUCGGAGCAGACAGAAACCAGCGGUACGGGCAGCGCUGGGUUACAUCAGAGGACAGGAGUGCCUGACCAGGAUUUUAGUGAGACACAGUACAAGUUGAAACAAGCCUGCUGCAAUGCCCUGUGUCAGCUGGUAUUGAGUGACACCAACGCUCAACAGAUAGCGGAGGCCAAUGGCGUGUACAGUCUGGGUCAGCUGAUCUUGCCACCAUCAGAGGGAGCUGUGUCCGCCCGGGAACGCAAGGCUGCAGCACAGCUACAGAGGUCAGCAUUCCGGACCCUCCGGUUCUUGUUCAGCAUGGAGCGGAACCGCCGCCUCUUCAAGAAACUCUUCCCUGCCGAGCUGUACAUAUUAUUCAUAGACGUGGGUCAUUACAACUGGGACAUGGCAGCGUACAAACCCCUCGUACAGGCCAUCAACGGUCUGUCCCCGGACCAGCUGAAAUCCGUCCGGGAUGGUGUUGGGGAGCUUAAUCAGAACCGGACACCCACCCACUACAUCCAGGACUAUGCGGUUUUCGAGCACUUGGGACGAGGUGCUUUUGGAAGUGUGUAUAAGGUUCGGAAGAAAGUUGGACAGACUUUCUUGGCAUUGAAAGAGAUUGACAUGAAGAACCCAGCCUUUGGCAAGAGUUCCACAGAGAGAGACAAAAGCAUGGGAGAGGCACUGAGUGAGCUGCAAAUCAUGAGGCAGGGCAUUCGGCACCCCAACAUUGUGCGCUACCACAAGACAUUCGUGCAAGCUAGCACCCUGUUCAUCAUCAUGGAUCUCAUCGAAGGUGCCCCCCUCAACGAGCACUUCAACUCCCUCCGCGAGAAGCAGUCAAGGUUUGCAGAGACCCGUAUAUGGCACAUCCUCCUACAGAUGCUUCAGGCUCUACGGUAUCUCCACAAAGACAAGGGCAUAGUGCAUCGUGACCUCACCCCUAACAAUAUCAUGCUGGCAGAGGACGACAAAGUUACAAUCACUGAUUUUGGCCUGGCUAAGGUGAAGGGCACAGACACCAGCAAGAUGACGUCCCAGUGUGGUACCAUCCUCUACUCAAGCCCAGAGAUGGUGGAGGGGGCCCCGUACACAGAGAAGGUCGAUGUGUGGGCACUUGGUUGUAUCCUCUACCAGAUGUGCGUCCUUGACCCUCCGUUCUACAACACCAACAUGCUCAAACUUGUAACAGAUAUUGUACAAGGCAUCUACAAGCCAGUACCAGAUGGGCUGUAUUCAGACAGAUUAGUAAACCUAAUCAAACGUUGUAUCUGCCCGCGUGCAGACUUGCGUCCGGACACUGAGCAGCUUGCGGGCUCGCUGUCUGACGUCAUCCUACGUCACAUGGAUGCCGUGCAGGCAGCCCAGGUCUCCCUGCAGAACAAACUUGACCGUGAACGGAGGAAAACUCAGAAGCAUUUUGUGGAGUCAAAUCAGUUAAUGCAGGGUUACCACCGACUGUUUGCUUCGCCGUACCGGCCGUGUAAUCUCGGAGACAGUCAAGGCCUCGGGACUUCGGGUUGCGACAGUCAGCAGUCGUCUGCACUCAAUAGUCCAAUGGAGAACGAGUCUGUCAGUUGGACGUCGGAUGACGACUCUUGGCAGAGCAGCGAGUGUGACUCCCUGAGCCGGGAAAGCAGCGCUGGGAGCUCCAGGGGUGGAAGUCAGCGGCUCCACAGCCAUCUUCCACCAGUGCCGACACCACAUUCACUCUCACAGCAACUGGCAGUUGAUAUUCCUCAAAUAGCUAAGGUCAGCAGGGACUCUGGUUUUGGAUCAUGCGACCCCUCGCCUGUGUCCCCGGAUGCGCGCCGGUAUUCACGAUCUUACAGCACCCCGGGCAACAGUAGCGGGCCAAAGAAGAAAACGUUAAAAGCAAAAGAGCCGCAGACCCUGACGAUAUCCAAUCGACGCGUGCGUCAGAUCAACGACCCGAUCACGCAGCUGCUGCACACGCUUCACAAGAUUGUCUACAUCUCCCAGCUGCCUCCCACACUGAGUCCAAAUCCCCGCAGACGCGUCAUUGAGAGGUUCAAGAGGGCACUGUUUGCACCAGGCAGCUCCUCUUUGCACCUGAAAGGAGAACUACAUAAGCUGAACAUCGGAUCUCGAGAAGUGAUCGAUUUAAACGUGGGAUCCCUCAGUGAAAGAAUCAACUCGGCCGGUUCUGACUGGAGCCUAGGAUCCGGUCUCAACGCUGGAACCAGCGACACAAGUCUGGGCUGCAGAAGCCGCGAGGGUAGCGGGAAGUUACGAUCUCGGAGCUCAUCACGACCUCGAGUCGGUUCAGCGGGGUCUGGGAGUUCAGACUCAUCCCUAGGCUCGACUAUUAAAGACACCCCGACCCCUCGAUCUCUCAGCGAUACUCUGGGCUCUACCAUCAAAGGAACGCCGACCCCUCGAUCUCUCAGCGAUACUCUGACCACACGGGAUCCACCGGAUUCUCUGAUCGUCGAUGUGACCCACUUAGAACAGGAGGACAAUGUGACCUACGAGCAGCUGCAGUCGAUGAUUGAGACGGUGUUGGUGGAGUGUGGGUACUACAGCGGCGGGAAUGAAUCUCGAAACGGGUCUAAGAAGGCAAUGACCCCGGAUGUUGCAAGGGCACGAAUACAGUAAUGAGAACUUAAAGACAAAUUUAGAUUGCAUCUGAAUUUUGGAGUUUUAAUACAAUGUGAAAAUAGCCAUGGCUCUUGUUUUGUGUUUGAUACGAUUGUGGGCCCAUAGUAAUUACUAACAAUCAAAGAUUGAAAGACGCUUUAAUUUUUCAAUUGAGUUUUAUAUAUUUAUUACCUGUUAUUUAUUUAAUUUAAAUAUUAUGUUUAGAUUGUCUAACUCUAUGGUACCCGUACAUAUCAUGAAUGUAUUCCGAUUGCAAUACAUGUAUUACUUUUUUGUUUUCUGUUACCUUAGUUGAAUAAGAUAAAAAAAGUAUUGCUUUAUUUAAUAUUUACAGAUAUAUACUUGUUGAUUAUAAUAAUAUAUAAUAAUGCUUACUUGUUAUGCAAGUGAAUUAAAUUAUUCACUCUUAUGCACUCAUGUGAAAAUAAAAUUGUUGUCAUUAA
Molecule: messenger RNA, 4325 nt
Organism: Dreissena polymorpha
Lineage: Eukaryota; Metazoa; Mollusca; Bivalvia; Myida; Dreissenidae
Product: serine/threonine-protein kinase Nek10-like
Exons: 15
Coding region: 244-3879 (1211 amino acids)
Biological process (GO): protein phosphorylation
Molecular function (GO): ATP binding; protein binding; protein kinase activity
Source: RefSeq, a predicted model, not a curated record